Molecule: messenger RNA, 2009 nt
Organism: Eublepharis macularius
Lineage: Eukaryota; Metazoa; Chordata; Lepidosauria; Squamata; Eublepharidae
Gene: UMPS
Product: uridine monophosphate synthetase
Exons: 6
Coding region: 1-1431 (476 amino acids)
Biological process (GO): 'de novo' pyrimidine nucleobase biosynthetic process; 'de novo' UMP biosynthetic process
Molecular function (GO): orotidine-5'-phosphate decarboxylase activity; orotate phosphoribosyltransferase activity
Source: RefSeq, a predicted model, not a curated record
AUGGAACUGCUAGCAUCGGAGCUUCAUGGCGUGGAGGCUCUUCGUUUCGGGGAAUUCGUGCUCAAGAGCGGUCUCGUGUCCCCAGUCUAUGUGGAUCUUCGUGUCAUCGUGUCGCACCCGACCCUGCUCAACCGAGUAGCGCAUUUUCUCUUUCAAACAACAAAAGAUGCUGGAAUCAGCUAUAACUGUGUGUGUGGAGUUCCAUACACAGCUUUGCCACUGGCUACAAUCAUCUGUUCAACCAACCAGAUCCCAAUGCUUGUACGCAGAAAGGAAGCUAAAGAGCAUGGUACCAAACGCAUAGUGGAAGGUAUCAUAAAUUCGGGAGAAACUUGUCUCAUCAUUGAGGAUGUGGUCACCACUAGCUCAAGUAUCUUGGAAACAGCAGAAGUUCUUCGUAAAGAGGGAUUGAAGGUCACUGAUGCUGUUGUGCUGUUGGACAGAGAGCAGGGAGGAGGAGCCAUGCUGGAGAAAAAUGGGAUUCGCUUACACUCAGUAUGUACCUUGACUAAGGUGCUCAGGGUCCUUGAGCAACAGAAAAAAGUUGCUUCUGCGAUGGUGACAAAGGUAGAGAAAUUCAUUCAGGAAAAUGUUUGCAAUCCUUCUGAGCAAAAUGGUACUACUCUGAUAAAAAGAACGUGCAAAGAAAUGAGUUUUGGGGCUCGGGCUGAGCUGCCUGGCACACAUCCCCUUGCUGCCCGGCUUUUUAGGCUCAUGGAGAAAAAGCAGUCCAACUUGUGCCUUUCUGCUGAUGUAACCAAGUCCACAGAAUUGCUCCAGCUGGCUACUGUUCUGGGCCCAUCCAUCUGUGUCUUGAAAACUCACAUAGAUAUUCUGGAGGAUUUCACCCUACAAGUAAUAAAAGAAUUAAGAGAUCUUGCGGAUAGGCAUGAAUUCUUGAUAUUUGAAGACCGGAAGUUUGCAGACAUUGGAAACACAGUGAAGCAUCAGUAUGAAGGAGGUGUCUUCAAAAUAGCAUCUUGGUCGGAUAUAGUUAACACCCACGUUGUUCCUGGUCCUGGAGUGGUUAAGGGACUGAAAGCAGUAGGUCAGCCUUUACAACGAGGGUGUCUUCUGGUUGGGGAGAUGAGCUCAGAAGGUUCUCUGGCUACUGGUGAAUAUACAAAAGCUGCUGUUAAAAUGGCUGAAGAAUACUCUGAUUUUGUUCUGGGUUUUAUUUCUGGCUCCAGAAUUGUUGAAAAACCUGAAUUCCUUUACUUGACUCCUGGUGUUCAGAUGCAAGCUGGAGGUGAUAGCCUUGGGCAGAAGUACCUGAGUCCUCAAGAAGUGAUUGGUAAAAAAGGCUCUGAUAUCAUAAUUGUAGGACGAGGCAUCUUGUCUGCGCCCAGUCAUCUGGAGGAAGCAGAGAUUUACAGGAAAGCAGCAUGGGAGAGCUAUUUGCAGAGAAUUGGCAUGAGCACACAAGUUUGAUACAAGCUGUGGAUCCUAUUAAGUAUCUCAAUCCAAAACAUUCCUAGAAAUUGGAAUAAUUUCGAAGGCCUUUCUUUUUUUGUGUUCAAUAUUUGGUUAUAUUAAAAGACAUCUGCCACUGAUUAUGCACUUGGGGAUUGGUAUGCAGAUUGCAGUUGUGACAACUGGUCACACUUGACAAUGUGAAUUCAAAUAGGUCGCUUAUUUGUCUACUCCCAAAGUUCUGCUAUUUCUUCAUUUAAAACAAAUAAAAAAUUAAUGCACUCUUGAUGGUACUAAUAGGAUUUAUUUUGCUUGCUUCAGUCUCUGCCCAUUGACUCUGGAAACAUGCAGGUGCAAUAAAUCAUGAGAACAAAGAAAACAAGAAAAUCUUGAUCACACAUCAUGUAAGUUUUACUGAAACAUCUUACUGUUCUCAUUUGCCUAAGGACCGAAUGGAAUAUAGUUGGCUGUGAGCCCUAGAGCUAUUCCCUUAUCUGUCCUUUGAUUGCAUUCAGAUAUCACGUGAAGCCAACCUUAGGCACGGAACUGACUUUUUGCCAUACUUGUGUACACCCCUUCUGCUCCCCCUUCAUAUG